Messenger RNA from Bacillus rossius redtenbacheri, 2261 nucleotides. RefSeq names its product ADP-ribosylation factor 1 (gene Arf79F). The transcript has 5 exons. Gene Ontology annotation, biological process: intracellular protein transport; vesicle-mediated transport. Gene Ontology annotation, molecular function: GTPase activity; GTP binding. The coding region runs from base 398 to 946 and encodes 182 amino acids. Gene Ontology annotation, cellular component: plasma membrane; cytoplasm. The record is from RefSeq and is a predicted model, not a curated record. Lineage: Eukaryota; Metazoa; Arthropoda; Insecta; Phasmatodea; Bacillidae.
AUUUUUUGUUCUGAUACUCAAACUUCAUUGCAACUUAACUUGCGUUAUUAAUAUAAUUUUAUUAUGAUUGUUUAUCCAAAAUUUAUUAUUAAACAACUAUUAUUUCUAUUAAUUUAAUCGGGUAUUAUUGAGUCACUACUGUAUGCUCUAUGAUCACGUGCAAAUCCUUGACCAAUUACGUCAAUUUCAAGACCCCUAUACGUGGCAUGAACUACGAAAUCUAUUUCAUGUCAGCCAUUUUGACAUUUACGUGGAGUGAGGGUUAAUGUGGUAACUAAACGGAAGGAUAUCAGAACGUCUUGAUCUCGGGUUGUAAGUAAUACGUUUCAGGUCGUGUUCAGGGACUUCUGUAAUCAGUCCUUAUUUUGUCUCAGGUAGUGUUUUUCCAAUAAGAAGAAUGGGGAAUGUAUUCGCAAAUCUUUUCAAAGGCCUUUUUGGUAAAAAAGAAAUGAGGAUAUUAAUGGUAGGGUUAGAUGCUGCAGGAAAAACUACAAUUCUCUACAAAUUGAAAUUGGGAGAGAUAGUAACGACAAUUCCAACAAUUGGUUUUAAUGUUGAAACUGUGGAGUACAAGAACAUAAGUUUCACAGUAUGGGAUGUCGGUGGCCAAGAUAAAAUCAGGCCUUUAUGGCGGCACUACUUCCAGAAUACACAGGGCCUGAUCUUCGUAGUGGACAGCAACGACAGAGAACGCAUCGGGGAGGCAAGGGAAGAGCUGAUGAGAAUGCUUGCUGAGGAUGAGCUGAGAGAUGCUGUACUUCUCAUCUUCGCAAACAAACAGGAUCUGCCGAAUGCAAUGAACGCAGCGGAGAUAACCGACAAGCUGGGCUUGCACUCGCUGCGGAACCGCAACUGGUACAUCCAGGCAACGUGUGCCACGAGUGGCGACGGCCUGUACGAAGGCCUCGACUGGCUCUCCAACCAACUCAAGAACGCCAAUCGCUAAGCAGGCCGGCUCUUGAGCCCGCUGGGUCGCGACUGACAUUGGACAGUUUUGGAAGUUUCCUCACCUGGUCCCAAAAAUUGGACAGAUUUUACAUAUUUCUCAUGUUCGACCACAUGUGAUAUUUGUAUGGAGAAUUUCUUUUGCUAAGUUCGUUGUCUGUUUUGCACCUUCAUUUUCCCCAUGAUCAUUUGCUGAGAAAGCAUCAAAAGGUUGUUUUCUUUUUGUUACGUAUAGCUGGACUUAAAAUAAGUACAGAAAGUAAGUUGUAUCUUUGUGCAUCAAACAUGUUGAAGAGAAGCAACGUGGAAUGGAAGAGUGCCCGAUUCGAGUGUCUUCAGUUCCAAAGUGUCAUAGGUUUGAGAAAUUUGUAAAACUGUAGUGUUUUUGAGGCGUUUGUGCCCAAGGAGCUUCUAGGGGGGCCAGCAUGCGUGGACUUUAGCGCUGCAUUACUUUCGCAACUCGGGAGUCUGCAAGCAAAAUACCACACGUCUGUUUUUUAUUUGCAUUUUGCUUGCAUUUUCCAUUGUAAUGGCUGAUGGUUCGUCUUUUCAGGAUGAGCAAAACACCAGUGGUGUUUAAACUUCAUGUUUCAUUAAUAAAUAUGCUGUUGUGACAGACCUGCAUUUCUUUUCCUUGCUUUUCAUUGUUUUUAUAACAUAGAUUAAUUACUUCAUUUUUGUCUUUGUAAUUGCUUUUUUGUGGUAUAUGCCUUUGCAAUUGAGGAGAAAUAGCAGGUCUGUUUCUACAUGUUGGCAUUUGGACUGUAAAAUAAUUCAGGUUUGCAACAAGUAGAAAUUUGAAUCAAUUGAUAAAAAUUGUGCUAUUCUUCAAUUUAAUAUCCUUGUUUUGCAGAUUUGAUAUUUCUAGUGUAUGAAACUGACAAAAAGUGUAGAACUCAAUGUAUAAAAUUUACGAAUAUAUACGAUGAAAUGUUGACAUUCCGCAGUUUUGUCUUGUCACAAAGAUUUUUUGUUCAUUUUCCUGGUUUAUUUUAUAAAUCUACGUAACUACUAGUGAUGGAGUGCGAAGUCAAAAGAUUAGUAGCUAGGUCGUAAUGGAAGAGCUGUCGUGGUUGGUAACGUUUAAGUUCACCCACUUGUUUGGUGCACUCAAAUGCCUUCACACUUGGUUUAGUUAGAGUGCUGGAGCAGGGCUGCAAUCUCUUACUACCUGGUUAAAGUUUAGGUAUUGUUUGUAGUUUAGUACACCCUCAUAAAUGUAACAUUAAAUUAUUACCACUUAUUUUUAUGAAACUUUGCAUAUUGUGUAAGUGUGCAGUACUCGUGGAGAGAAAUAUAUAAUGUGUUUGUGCUUU